Molecule: messenger RNA, 609 nt
Organism: Drosophila willistoni
Lineage: Eukaryota; Metazoa; Arthropoda; Insecta; Diptera; Drosophilidae
Gene: Vha14-1
Product: V-type proton ATPase subunit F 1
Exons: 4
Coding region: 94-468 (124 amino acids)
Biological process (GO): proton transmembrane transport
Cellular component (GO): proton-transporting V-type ATPase, V1 domain; membrane
Molecular function (GO): proton-transporting ATPase activity, rotational mechanism
Source: RefSeq, a predicted model, not a curated record
CAGAUGUCAGCUGACCACUUUUUUCUUUGAGCUCAAUCGACGAAUUGUUUGACCUGAAGAAAUAAAUUGAACUACAAUUAAAACAUCAUCAUAAUGGCACUACACUCGGCAAUCAAAGGAAAACUGAUAUCAGUUAUUGGCGAUGAGGAUACUUGUGUUGGAUUUCUUCUUGGAGGAAUCGGAGAAAUAAACAAAAACCGUCACCCCAACUUUAUGGUUGUCGAUAAGAAUACUGCUGUGAGCGAAAUUGAAGACUGCUUCAAGCGAUUCUUGAAACGUGAUGAUAUUGAUAUUAUCCUAAUAAAUCAGAACUAUGCAGAACUUAUUCGACACGUUAUAGAUGCACACACUUCACCAGUGCCAGCAGUGCUUGAAAUUCCAUCCAAAGACCAUCCUUACGAUGCCAGCAAGGAUUCCAUCUUGAGACGUGCACGAGGCAUGUUCAAUCCCGAAGAUUUGGUGCGCUGAUUUCUUGCUUUAAAGAAGCUUAGUCACAUACUUGUGUAUUAUUGUCAGCCGCAUAAUUCCAGCAUUAAUAACAAAUGUUUUAAAAUAGAAUUGCAUUACUUAAAUACGAUGGUAAUCAAUUAAAUUCAUUUCUUUUGUUUA